CAGAGAGGUCCUACCGAUUCGUUUGGAGUAGAGACACUAAAGUCAAUGUCCCGAUUUCUGCUCAAUGGAAUAUGGGAUCUGGAGUCUUCACGCCGCGGGUGAACUUUGGGGUGACCCGCGUCUCGCCCGAAGGCACCCGAUUCUGCCUCCAAGCGCGACGCAGUUGCUCCCGAGGGCCGCGUUCGCCCUGAGCGCCCUUCACCGACCGGAAAUGGUGCCGUUACCGUUGACGUCCACCGGACCGCCAUACGGGCCCAUCGAACUGGUCACGAAAUCCUCGAAAGACAGGGUCGAGGCGGGAAAAAAGGGAACUGAUGUGAAUGACGACCAGCAACGUGACGACAACGAAGGAAACAUCGAAAAAUCAGACGAAAAUGAUAAUCAGACUUCCAAAGAACACAACGACAACGAAGACGCCGGAGAGGAAAGCGACAGCGGAAGCACAAACAGUUCCCAUCGCUCGGCCAACAAUAAUCUUCCGACGAAGCUGCUUGAUCCGAUGGCUUACCUUGCUUUCGAUAAGGAAGGAACAGUGACACCGGUUCUAAAUGGCUGGGUCCUUGGCGCAUACACCGCUAUGCUUGGUAGGCUGUCAGCGGCGACCGCAGCUCUGGAGGCCACGGAAAUCCCGAACAUCCCGUCCGACAGCGAUUCCGAGAGCGAGCAUUCGUCUUACACCGAGAAAUCGCGGGGCAGCAGUCCUAAUGUCAGCAGCGCUCACCGUGGCUACUCUUGCGGCUCCUGCGACGUGGUUGCGCCAACGAGACCAGCCCUACGGAAACACAUUGUCGACUGUCAUCCACCCGUGGCAAGCACGGAAACAGGAGAAACGAAAAACUGUCCGUCCUCCGGCUGUGACUUCACAACGAGCAGCAGGUGCGAAAUGGAGACUCACGUGGCCGCGCACGUGGCGCAGGGCAUGACACCGACGGGCAAAAAACGGACCCUGGCAUUGCAACGCGUCAGGUAUAGAUACGAACGAGAGGAGUACCGUUGCUCGCUGUGCUCGUACGCCUGCACCAUCGAGAAAGCGUUUCAGAGGCAUUUGAGGGCACACGCAAAGGGCACAGCAGCGGAGACCAGGGUGAGCUGCGCCGUAUGCGGGGCUGAUAGAUCCUCCGAGGUCGAUCUCAGCAGACACAUGAGAAGGCAUCGCGACGAACGAUACUUCUGCUGCGACAUUUGCAUCUUCCGCACAGUUCAACUGAAGAAGCUUAUUCAACAUCGACGUAUGCAUACGGGUGAGAAGCCACACCUUUGUCCGCACUGCGCGUACAGAAGCGCCCGUCGCGACAACCUACGGAGCCACGUAAGACGCGUCCACAAAAAGGAGAAUCUCUACUGCGACACGUUCAGUCCGCGGGGCAUGCUGCUCACGCCCACGAUCGGACGGGACGCGCCGCUCGUUCAGAGCCCGGAAUCCUCGCCGUCCUCCAACUCGGAGUCCACCAACUAGCGAAGCAACUAGACAGAA
Dufourea novaeangliae is the source of this 1474-nucleotide messenger RNA. Its product is annotated as myoneurin-like. The transcript has 7 exons. Gene Ontology annotation, biological process: regulation of gene expression. The record is from RefSeq and is a predicted model, not a curated record. NCBI's taxonomy places the organism in Eukaryota, Metazoa, Arthropoda, Insecta, Hymenoptera, Halictidae. Gene Ontology annotation, cellular component: nucleus. The coding region runs from base 65 to 1456 and encodes 463 amino acids.